Molecule: messenger RNA, 813 nt
Organism: Ictalurus punctatus (channel catfish)
Lineage: Eukaryota; Metazoa; Chordata; Actinopteri; Siluriformes; Ictaluridae
Gene: rbp4
Product: retinol binding protein 4, plasma
Exons: 6
Coding region: 43-618 (191 amino acids)
Biological process (GO): retinol transport
Molecular function (GO): retinol transmembrane transporter activity; retinol binding
Source: RefSeq, a predicted model, not a curated record
CUGAUACUCAUCCAAUACGUCCGAUCUUAUAGACAUAGCAACAUGCUGAGGCUCACAAUUGCUCUUUGUGUCCUGGCCAUAAGCUGGGCACAAGAUUGUCAAGUUAGCAACAUCCCAGUAAAGGAGGACUUUGACAAGUACAGGUUCCAAGGAACAUGGUACGCUGUAGCAAAGAAAGACCCAUCAGGACUUUUCCUUCUGGAUAACGUUGCUGCCACUUACAAAGUGGACACUGAUGGCAGAAUGACAGCCAGUGCUUAUGGCAGAGUCAUCAUUCUGAAUAACUGGGAGACAUGUGCCAUCAUGUUUGCCUCUUUUGAAGAAACCCCAGACCCUGCCAAGUUCAAGCUGAAAUACUGGGGUGCAGCUACAUAUCUCCAGAGUGGAUAUGAUGACCACUGGGUCAUUGAUACCGAUUAUGACAACUACGCCGUGCACUAUGCCUGCAGAGAGCUGGACACAGAUGGCACAUGCCUGGAUGGCUACUCCUUUAUUUUCUCCCGCCUCCCAAAUGGCUUGAGGCCUGAGGACCAAAUUAUUGUGACACAGAAGAAGCAAGAAAUCUGUCUUCUUGGCAAAUACAGGCGGGUUGCCCACAACGGUUUCUGUGGUGCCUGAUUCCAUCCUACUCAAGGAUUUUCAAUAACCUUUUUUAAUUUUCAUGUCAAUACAAGUGUAAAUGAAUAUAAAAUAUUAUGAAUGUAAUUCAUUAUCCAAAACAGAACUGUAGCAUUGAAAUAAGUGUAUAACGACUCUUCUACUAUGGUUGUAUUAGUUAACCUGAACUUUUUAAAAUAAAAUGUUCAUGUUGGA